This is a messenger RNA of Octopus bimaculoides (California two-spot octopus), 5342 nucleotides long. Its product is annotated as methionine synthase reductase. Gene Ontology annotation, molecular function: FMN binding; flavin adenine dinucleotide binding; [methionine synthase] reductase (NADPH) activity. Gene Ontology annotation, biological process: homocysteine metabolic process. NCBI's taxonomy places the organism in Eukaryota, Metazoa, Mollusca, Cephalopoda, Octopoda, Octopodidae. Gene Ontology annotation, cellular component: cytosol. The record is from RefSeq and is a predicted model, not a curated record.
GUUAGAGAAGGAGAGAGUGAGUUUAUGUUGAUUGGUCUUGUACGUGCGACGGUGAGAAAGAUUAAGGGACGACAGUGUGAAGUUGCAGAAACGAAAUGAAUGCUUGCAAUACAUUCAUACGUAUAACGUCGUUAAUAUCGACAUCGUCAUUAUAAUCAGUAACAGGGUGAAGAACAUCGUGAUGACGUGUGGGGUAAUAAAACAACUGGAGAAUUGAUGGGGGAGAGGGAGAAAAAUGCGUCUUACUGUCACCCUUCGCGCCCAAGUUAACAAAAGUAGAAGGAAGAGAAGAAAAAAAGGGAUAAAGAAAGGGAUAGGGGAAAGAAAACGAGAGGGAAUGAAAGAGAGAGAAAAUGCUACGAGAGGGGAGAGAAUAAAUAUUAUGAGGCGGAAGGAAACUGGAAAGGAAUACGAAGACACAAAUACAGUGAAAUACGUUGGAAAAAAAGGGGUUAAAAUAAAUCCCUUUUAAAAAAGGGUUUGUUUUAUCAUGUGAGAUAAUCACGUGAUAACUCUAAUGAAUCCCAACUUACACAUCCCCCACCACUAUCUACCCGUAACAAGGGGGAGGGAGGAAACGGUGUCUUUCUAAUUUCUGUUCCGUCCGUUAUGUUCUCUCCCACCGUCUGUAGAGUUUGAUUUCCACCGCGACACGUCUUCUCUUCUAACUCUCUCAAUUUCUUAACUGCUCCCAGUUUCUCUAAUGUUUUCGAUUUCCAACUAAAUAACUGUCAGUACCUCUUCUUCUGUCAGCCCUUUUACGAUCACUUUUUGUCUUUCUCCAUUUAUUUUGUAGUCAAAAUAACAUUUAAUUUCCAAAUACUAUUUGUCAUGCCAGUCCCUCACACCAGUCGCUUUCUGUUGCUAUAUGCCUCCCAAACCAGUCAGGCAGAGUCCAUUUCCGAGUUAAUCUACGACAAUGCCGUGGCCAGUGGUCUCUCUGUAGAACGCCAUUGCCUCAGUAGCACCGAUGACAAAUUCAAGAUUGAGGAUGAAAGCAGUGUGGUUUUUGUCGUUUCCACCACAGGUGAUGGAGAUGUGCCUGACACAGCCGUGAGAUUCCUGCGCAAACUGAAAAAAAAGUCCAAACAAGAAGAACACUUGAAACAUCUGUCAUACACAGUUCUUGGUCUGGGAGAUACAAAUUACAAUGCAUUCUGCAAUGGUGGCAAAACUAUCAACAGAAAACUCGAGGAGUUAGGGGCUCACCUGUUUUAUGAAUGUGGUUGGGCUGAUGAUGCUGUUGGGUUAGAACUUGUAGUAGAGCCUUGGAUAGAAGGCUUGUGGAAACCUCUGAAAGCUCAGUUAGAAUCCUGUACCACAUCGAAGAAGAUGGAGCAAUCCACUGAGACCAACAGCUCUCCUAGCGAAACUCCACCCACUGAGAAUGAAGCUCAGAAACUCACAGAAACAGACAAGAUGACGUUACCCACCGAUUCCCUGAAAGAGCAGAUCCUGCGUAACCCUCUUCUCAACAACUUGAUGCAGGACAUCCCACUGGGGGUGAAAAUAGUAGAGAAGACACCUCAUUCUAACUACAUCAUGGAUUUAGCCGACAGACCUGUGGAUGUAUCUAAUGUUGAACUGGUCGUUCAAACUGACCUGACAGAGGAGAAACACCAGGCCAAAGAAUCUGCUUCGCUUACCUGUUGUGCCCCACAUUUAAAAGACUCUGAUCUGAGUAUUCCUCUUCUCUCACCUCCUUAUCUUGUUUUAACACUUCUGCCAGAUGAGAAACUGGAUCUGUACAACUCAGCAGUCCAAAAUGGAGCCAGUUUUCCUAGUAUGGCAUCUUCUGUCCAGACUGCCACUGUCCUGAAGUGUUCCUGCCUUACACAUCCUGGUGCUGUAAAGACCACACUAGAUCUUGAACUUUUCUUUGAGGACACUGAGACUGUUGCUUACCAGCCAGGAGAUUCAAUUUCAGUGAUCUGUCCGAACAAUGAAAGAGAGGUCAACCAUUUAAUCCAAAGGCUCGACUUGGAGAAUGCAGGAGACGCCUUCUUCAGUUUGUCUGUCUCUCCAAAUACAACAAAGAAGAAAGCUUCCUGCCCCAAUUACCUUCCUCCAAAGUGCACCAUCAGAUAUGCCCUCACUCAUUGCCUAGACAUCAGGGAGCCUCCUAAGAAGGCUUUGUUGCGGAUGCUCGUUGACUAUGCAAGUGAUGAGCAGGAGAAGCGACGACUGCAGGAACUGUGCAGCAAGGAAGGAAUGAGUGAAUACACCACUUACAUCCGAGAACCAGGUCUCUCUCUACUGGACAUCUUACUCAACUUCCCAUCUGUUAUGCCACCAUUUGAACGAAUUUUAGAACUUCUUCCCAGAUUGCAGCCAAGGCCUUAUUCUGUCGCAAGUUCCCAGGAAACCGAUAAGAACAAACUACACAUUGUCUUCAAUGUCGUUCAGAUUCCCGCUGGGCGGGGUCGACGCUACCACCGCCAGGGUGUCUGCACUGGCUGGCUCGAGCAGCUUACUCUCAGUCUACAGUCUGACUCAAAGACAGAUCAGAAAGAUCUACCAGUCUCUCUAAGUUCUCUGUCUUUAGCUGAGAAACCAAUUAUAUCUUUCUUCACAAGAACCAAUCAACGCUUUCAUUUACCAUCGGAUUCCAAGACUCCACUAAUUAUGAUUGGUCCAGGGACUGGCAUUGCUCCAUUCAUAGGCUUUUUGCAGCACCGUCACCAUUUAUCAAAGACUCAACCUCUUAGUGACGCCUGGUUGUUCUAUGGCUGUCGGCACCAGAAAAAGGACUUCCUUUAUCAGGAUGAAAUUGAGAAGUUUCUUGAGCAGGGAUGCCUCUCCAAAUUCUUUGUGAGUUUCUCUCGCGAUGAACAACCUGAAGAAUCACCAAGAUAUGUUCAAGAUAACCUCCAACGUAACAGCAAGGAGCUUGUUGACUUGUUAGACAAGGAUGCCAUCGUUUAUGUGUGUGGUGAUGCAAAGAACAUGGCUAAAGAUGUUUGUGCAGCCUUCACAUCCAUUUUGGCUUCUGAGAAAGGUGUAUCACCUGAAGAGGCUAACAAAAUUCUGAUGAAACUUCGGUUAGACAAACGAUAUCUAGAAGACAUUUGGACAUAAACAUCGUCUGGAGUAGACCAACAUAGGGAUUUGAAUUUCAUUUGGCAAACAUCUCAAAAUACUCUUUAUCUUGUGAGCAUUUGGAUGUGGACUUCAUCUGAUGGGCAUCCAAAUACAGAUUACAGCUAGCAGAUACCUGAAUAUUAAUUUACACCUGACAACCAUCUAGUCAGAAUAAAACUGGUGUACAUCCUAGACCUAUACGUAUAUAGUGCACCUGAGCACUCUAUACAAUAAGUUCGUUAUAUUAUAUAGUUCAUCUGGAUAUCAACAUAAUCUAAUGACUGUCUCAAAAAUAAUAAAUUUUUUUCAUCCUGUGAUUACAGUAAAAAAAACAAUUAAUUCCUUUUCAAUUAAUUAAUAUCAAACUCCUGUUUUCAAAAAUCAAAUUGGAAACCAGAUCAUAUCAGAUGAUAUCGGAUGGUAUCUGGUGAACUGAUGUGAUAUUUAUAGUAAAUACUGGUGUGAACCUCUACCAAGUCACACAACAGAAAAAUAGGAAGGUAAAUCUCUUUAAAUUGCAUUUGUUAUCCUAUUUAGGACACACUAUACACAAUAAGACAGUAUAUACUGUAAAGUAAGUGAUCUCAAACACAAAACAAAAUCCUUAAAAACUUAAUUUUUGUUGCUUAGCACAGAUUACCAUUGCUAUUGGUGUGUGUCUGAGGCAUGGUCAUUGCCAAAUUAAAAUUAUCCUCCUCCUCUUCUUCUUCCUCCCCCCUCUUUCCAAGGUCCACUUUUUUGCUUUCAUCCUUCUGGGGGUUGAUACAAUAAAGUACCAGGCAUGUGCUGGAGUUGAUGCUAUCAACUUAUUGCCUUCCCACAAAAUUGCUGGCCUUGUGCCUAAAUUAUAAAGCAUUAUGUUCUUCAUGUUCUGAGUUCAAAUCCUGCCAAGGUCAACUUUGCCUUUCAUCCUUUGGGGGGGGGGCAGUAAAAUAAGUAUCAGUUGAGCACUGAUGUAAUCGACUUACCCCUCCUCCGAAAUUUAUGGCUUUGUACCAAAGUUUGAAACCAUUAUUAUUAUUAUUGUUGUAUUUUGUCUGCCAAUUCGUUCUAAGUUCAAAUUCCUCCAGGGUCGACAUUGCCUUUCAUCCUUUUGGAGUUGAUAAAUUAAGUCCCAGUUAGGCACUGGGGUUAAAUGUAAUUCACUGGUCUCCUCCUCAAAAAUUUCAGGUCUUGUGUCUAUAGCAGAAAGGAUUAUUGUUGAUGUUGUUAUUAUGAAGGUGGUGAGCUGACAGAAUCAUUAGCAUAUGGGGUAAAAUGCUUAGCAGUAUUUCAUCCCUCUUCAUGUUCUGAGUUCAAAUUCUGCUGAGGUCAUCUUUGCCUUUUAUCCUUUCAGGGUUGAUAAAUUAAUUACCAGUGAAACACUGGGGUCAAUGUAAUUGACUUCUCCCUUCCCCACAAAUUUCAGGCCAUGUGCCUUUAGAAGAAGGGAUUAUAAUAAUUAUUAUUAUGGCAGCAUGCCAGCAGAAUCAUUGGAGAAAAAUACUUUGCUGUAUUUCUUCCAUCUCUUUCUGUUCUGAGUUCAAAUCCUCCUGAGGUCAACUUUGCCUUUCAUCCUUUUGGGGUCAAUAAAAUAAGGAUCAAUUGACCGGUUGAGCACUGGGAUUGAUGUAAUCAACUAUCCCUCUCCCUUCAAAUUUUAGGCUUUGUGCUUAUAGUAGAAAAGAUUAUUGUUAUUAUAAUUAUUAAUAGGGCAGUAGAUUGGCAGAAUCGACAGAGCGUCGGACAAAAGGUACUCAGCUCCGGGUCUUUAUGUUUUGAGUUCAGAUUCCACUGAGGUCAACUUUACCUUUCGUCCUUUCAUGGUUAAUAAUAUCAAGUACUAGUCAAGUACUGGGGGUAGAUGGUAUCAAUUACCAUUCCUCCUCUAUCAAAAUUGAUGGCCUUGUGCCUAAAUUCAAACAAUUAUUAUUAUUAUUAUUCACUUUAUUAUUAUUAUUUACUUUUUUAUUACUAUUAUUGUUAUUGUUAUCAUUAUUGUUGUUAAUAUUAUUGAAGUGCCUUUUUUUCUUCAUGUUGGACUUACGUAGAAUCGUUUAUAUAUGGAGUGAUCUUGCCAACUAUUCUUAUUAUCAUGCAUGUAAUUUGUGUUUGUGUGUGUAUGUAUGUGCACAUGUGUGUUCAUGUAUGCUGAGUAUAUUUCAAAAUAAUACACACACACACACUUCAAAGUUUCAUAUUCACAAAUCAUGUGCACAAUCUUCACAGACUGUUUGUUUUUAUAUUUCAAAUCUCAAUAUAAUAACAAUUUAUUAAUUUUA